AUGUCUCCUAGCUCGGGUGUUAGCUGGCAAAUACUUUCCAGAACAAGAAUUCCUUCAAGUCAAGGCCCCAUCAGCAUGUUCCCAUGGAUGGAGAGGAAUCCUUAUAGGAAGGACCUCAUUAAAGAUCAACUAGGAUGGGCAAUCGGAGAUGGGAAAAAUGUACAAGCUUGGCAAGAUUCUUGGCUAUACUCUGAUGCAAAAGGUUGCCCAAUGGGACCAAUACCAGAGAGCGAAAUGGAUUUAAAGGUUGCAGAUCUCCUUGCUGACCAAACAGGAGAAUGGAACGAAGGAAAAAUUGAGAACCACUUCCCCCUCCUUGCAGACACCAUUAAAUCUAUCAAACCAAGCAAAUGGGGAGGAGCAGAUAAACAAAUUUGGCUCAAACAAAACUCGGGGAAUUAUUCUGCCAAGUCAGGGUACUAUGUAGCCCUGGAAAAAUACCACCCCGAGAUCCUAGCACCUCAGGAGAAUAGUCAUGAUUGGAUUAAAGACGUAUGGAAAAUUCAGAUGGCUCCCAAACAAAAACUUCUCUUAUGGAAGAUCCUACAUGGAGCUCUACCAGUGGGAGAAGUACUAGUUGCUAGACAAGUCCUACCUACGUCAAAAUGCAUCAGGUGUGAUAGUUCUGAAUCCAUUCUCCACCUAUUCUACCAUUGCUCUUAUGCUCAAAAAGUUUGGGAACUGGCACCUGUUACUAGAGCAAUCGUCCCGCUGCAAGUUAUUUCUUUCGCUGCAGGAUGGAAGGCUGCCCUGAAAUCCACUGCCCUUCCUCCUGUUGGCCUCUGCAAAAGCCCGUUGGCCCCCUGGAUCAUCUCUGCAAUAUGGACAGCGAGGAAUUACCAAAUCUUCCAAAAAAGGGAAUUCUCAGCUCAGGAAACAAUCAACAAAGCAAUAUGUGAUGCCAAAGAAUGGGAGGAAGCCCAAUCAUUAGCAACAAUCAAACUACAGGGAGUUACAGGCCCCCGAGCCUCACCUGAAGCUGAUGUGAUCUGCCGAUCUGAUGCGGCAUGGAAAGAGGAAAGUAACAACGCUGGUCUAGCGUUUUCCUUCUACGACACCCGGAAUGAGAGAUUUUUCUCUCACAGUGAUACCUCUGCGUUUGUGAUCUCGUCUCUUGUGGCGGAGGGACUAGCAAUGCGCUUGGCGAUGGAAUGUGCAAUCAACCUCCAGCUGAGGAAGGUUAUCUUUGAAUCUGACUCCCUGCAAUUGGUGACAGCAAUUGAUAGGAAGGCGAAUCUCUCUGAUCUCCAUGGAAUCCUCUCUGACAUUCAUUCUCUGUCUCCCUUCUUUGAUGUUGUGUCUUUUCGAUUUAGUCGUCGUGAGAACCUAACCUUUGAGGAUGGUCUUGCUAAACAAGCCCUUAGGGGUUUUGUACCGAACCAAGUUUAA
Messenger RNA from Brassica napus (rape), 1389 nucleotides. RefSeq lists its product as uncharacterized. The coding region runs from base 1 to 1389 and encodes 462 amino acids. The transcript has a single exon. Gene Ontology annotation, molecular function: nucleic acid binding; RNA-DNA hybrid ribonuclease activity. Lineage: Eukaryota; Viridiplantae; Streptophyta; Magnoliopsida; Brassicales; Brassicaceae. The record is from RefSeq and is a predicted model, not a curated record.